UUUGUUCCACAAAACAGAGAGGAUGGUUCUACCACAGAUUCAGGUUUAGUAGGUUAAUCUGUGAUUCUAUUUUCUACUAUAGCGUUCACGUGCUUCUACUUGAAAUAUUUUUAUAUUACUUUUUAAAUAAAAUAUUAUUUUUUUUCUUUUUGUAAAGUUAUUAUAAAACGUGCAAACACGGUAAGUACAAUUGGUGUGGAUGCAAUUACUAUUAUUUUAGUGUUUCGAAUUGAAUAGCUUUCAUACGCUUUCGAAAUGAUGACUGACAUCUGACAGAAGUGACAGGACAGACGAACAUAACCAUAAAAACAGAAACACGUGUGUUGAUUUCUAAUUCGAGCAAAAUGAAAAACAGAUCAACUGGAACUUUAGCCGAUAAAAUAGCAGGUAUUUUAAAUACCGCCCCUUCGAGUAUUGAUCCUGAAGACGAAGUUGGUGAUGGCACGAUUGCAAAAGUUGUGGAAGAUGUUGAAGAAAAUGAAGAAGAAGAGGAAAUCUUGAGCAAAUUUCGUCGAAAAAACAUUGAUUUAUUGGCAGAUUUAGAUGAGAAAUAUGCCGGCAAGAAAACAAGUCGGAAACAUUUGAGAGAUUCCGAUUUAGAAGAUGCAUCUUCAGGAAGUUUCGACAAUGAAGACCGAGAAAGUGGAAGAACAAAUAGUGAGAACGAGGAAGAAGAAUCUGCUCAUGAAAAUUCUGAGGAUUCAGAAUCAAAUGAGGGAUUUUCUGAAGAUGGUGAAGUAUUAUCAGAAAAUGAUAAUACGGAAGGAAAUUUUAAACACAUUUCAGAUACGAAUGUUUCAAAUCAAAUCAAAAAAGGGCUUUGUGUGAGAAAUCAAAUGGCGAUGUGGGAAAACCUUCUAGAAGUACGAAUUCAACUCCAAAAAUGUCUUUUAACGGCCAACAAAAUGCCACAACACGCUAAAUUUAGAGAAAUCAAACAAUCAGCAGAUCCCGAUUUUUCAAAUAAAGUUAAUGACACAAAAAGUAAAAUAUGUGGUGUCUUAGAUAAGUUAUUAUUGUUACAAAAAUUACUUUAUAAACAGUAUCCUGAAACAAAGGAGUUAGUCAAGAAAAGCAACCAGCGGGAAAAAGUUGAAGAUCCUAAUGAUGAAGAAAUUCCAAGUGACACAGAUGUUGAGGAAUCAGAAAGUGACGAAAAGUCUGAAAGUCACACUCCUAAAAAGAAACGAAAAUUAGAAUUGUAUGAAAGCGAAAUUGCCGAAAAACACAAAAAAUACAAAGAUUACAGAAACAAUGUCAUCCAAAAAUGGAACGAUAAAACUCGAGUCGUCAUCAAAGGGGGCACUACUCCACAUUCAGUUCUAGAUCAAAUUGAAUACAAUUUGAGCAACAAAGAUAAACUAAUCAAGAAAACACAACUUAAACGUUCUUUGUAUUCUGUCCUAGGUGAAGAAGAAACUGAUGACACAACCAAUGAAGAAAACAGCGAGAUAUUUGAUGAUGACGAUUUCUACCACCAACUCUUGCGCGAACUAAUUGAAGUUAAGUCGGCCGACGUCAGCGAUCCAGUUCAGUUAAGUCGCCAAUGGAUACAGUUACAGAAUCUAAGAAGCAAAAUGAAGCGAAAAAUUGACACGAGAGCAACAAAGGGGCGCAAAAUCCGAUACGCUGUACACAGUAAACUGGUUAAUUUUAUGGCGCCGAUUGAUGAGAAUGUAUGGACAGAUGAAGCGAAAAAUGAGUUGUACAGCUCGCUGUUCGGCAAAAAUUAGUCUGAAAUUAAAAUGUAUAAAAUAAAGUUAUAAACACUUU
Messenger RNA from Tribolium madens (black flour beetle), 1773 nucleotides. Its product is annotated as protein AATF-like. The record is from RefSeq and is a predicted model, not a curated record. Bases 345 to 1733 code for a protein of 462 amino acids. NCBI's taxonomy places the organism in Eukaryota, Metazoa, Arthropoda, Insecta, Coleoptera, Tenebrionidae. Gene Ontology annotation, cellular component: nucleus; nucleolus. The transcript has 3 exons. Gene Ontology annotation, biological process: regulation of transcription by RNA polymerase II.